This is a messenger RNA of Colletotrichum graminicola M1.001, 474 nucleotides long. RefSeq lists its product as uncharacterized. The transcript has a single exon. The record is from RefSeq and is a predicted model, not a curated record. Bases 1 to 474 code for a protein of 157 amino acids. Lineage: Eukaryota; Fungi; Ascomycota; Sordariomycetes; Glomerellales; Glomerellaceae.
AUGGCCAUCCUCAAGCCCACCACUCGCCCCGUCAGCUCCACCCGCGUUGAACGCACCCCCGAGGAGAAGAAGGGUCCUCUCAAGCCCUCUGGCGGCGGCAUCAAGAAAACCUCGACCAAAGCUUCAUCGAACAGUGCCCUCCGUCCAAUCAACCAUCGGGUGUCUGCUCCCAUCUUUGGUCCAUCGGCCAGAUCAAACACGGGCUCAUCCUCCGGCUCGUCCACCACUCUCUCAACAACCACCAAGACGUCCCAGACAGCCGCGAGGGCCACCAAGCAGCCCUACCCCAUGCUCAAGACGAGCAUCUUCAUGAGAAGAGCUCGACACACCAAGAAGCUGGUCAAGGUCGGGACCAUCCCCGGCAUGAUGCCCAUCUCGAGCUUCGGCUCGAUCGCCGCUCAAAUGCGGGCUACUCUCAAGGAGACUCAAUUGAGGGAGAAAGAAUCCUCCGAGUCUUCUCAAGCGGCGCAGUAA